AUGACGAACACUAAAGGCGCCAAGAACAAGAAGACGUCAAAGGGGCAGGUGGAGCAGCAGCAGCAGCAGCAGCAGCAGGGCAAAAAGGCCGCAGGGGAGGCAAAUGGGGGCGCCGAUGUGCCGCACCCAUUUCUGGGUCGUGAGUUGCGCGUGGAGCUGACGGACCGCCGCGUUAUCGCUGGGACUCUGAUUGCGUUCAUGGGCCACGGUGACUUGCUGCUGCAGAAUGCGGUGGAGCAGCGCUGCUACGCCGAUGGGGAGGUGAGUUGUCGGCCACUCACCUUAGUGGCUGUCCCUUUCCAGCAUGUGAUGGCGAUGCACCGGCGACUACCUGGCUGCGACCCCAUCGCGCUCGCGGAGGGCUGA
Trypanosoma grayi is the source of this 366-nucleotide messenger RNA. RefSeq lists its product as hypothetical. The coding region runs from base 1 to 366 and encodes 121 amino acids. The transcript has a single exon. NCBI's taxonomy places the organism in Eukaryota, Euglenozoa, Kinetoplastea, Trypanosomatida, Trypanosomatidae. The record is from RefSeq and is a predicted model, not a curated record.